Talaromyces atroroseus is the source of this 3684-nucleotide messenger RNA. RefSeq lists its product as hypothetical. Gene Ontology annotation, cellular component: telomerase catalytic core complex. Gene Ontology annotation, molecular function: telomeric repeat DNA binding; telomerase RNA binding. The record is from RefSeq and is a predicted model, not a curated record. Bases 1 to 3684 code for a protein of 1227 amino acids. Lineage: Eukaryota; Fungi; Ascomycota; Eurotiomycetes; Eurotiales; Trichocomaceae. The transcript is spliced from 6 exons. Gene Ontology annotation, biological process: telomere maintenance via telomerase.
AUGGGAAAGAAGCGAAAGCGCCCUCAAAAGACAGCUGCAUCGCAAGCUACCCACCCCCAAAAAAUCCCCAGGAUAAACAAUGAUAAAGCCGCCGCUGCACAUGAGCACCCGGUGCUGUCGAGAUACUAUCCCAGGGUUGUCACUCUGAGACAGUAUUUACUGGAGGAGCUACCGUCAUCUUCAAAAGCACGUCGACGCCAGGUUCUUACCUUGGGGAAGCCGAAACAUGCUAGAAGUACAGAUAUCAGUGUCUCUACAUCAGAAAAGCCAACUCAGCGCAAUGAAGGAACUGAUAUGAACCUUGCUCACUUCCUUGAUUCAACGCUGGUUGGGAUAAGGAAAGAUGUCAGCCCCGCUGUUCUCAACGCUCGUCAUAAGGAACUUGUCGCUUUCAUGCAGUCAGAAGAACGCAGUACUUUGUUCACGGAUACGGAACAACGGAGUGCCCAGUCCGAGGUGGUCGAUUAUGCCAUAGAAAAAUUACUCAACCAAGAUCCAAAACCUCCACAUAUCCUGACCAACGGGUUCUAUCGUACGACACGGAGAGAAAUCAUGGAUCAUGGUAUUGGCGCGAUGACAUUCAACAUCCCCGGCGUUACGUUACGCUUCCCGAAUCCCAAGGUAACCGCUCUGAAAUCGAGCCCGUGGACCGACAUCUUGACUCUUCUCGGUAGCAAUGGAGAAGAUAUUAUGUCCAAAUUGCUACUGGACUGUGGCAUUUUCUCUUGCGUAAAUGAAGGGAAAGCGGCUUUUCAUCAGAUUAGUGGUACCUACCUUUCUGAGCUGGAACCUAUUGAUGUUGAGAUUUCCACUUGUCAAGAUGGAAAGUCGCAGACUAGGGCUACUGCCUCCAAGAAAUCUCCAUCUACGAUGAAAUUGUCAAAGGGCGCAGCACCUGUCCUUCAUAAAUCGAACAGCAUCGUUUUUGUUAGGCGUCGGAUGCUAUAUGCGCGUCCAGCCAUUAAUUCAAAGGGCGAUGUUCGUUUCGGAUUGAGACAUAUUCACGUCCUUAAUCGUUUUCCAAACUCGAAUGAUAUCGAACAAACUGUUCACGUAAUGAAGUACAUUUUUCCUCGACAAUUUGGACUACAUAACGCGUUCACGUCCGCGGUCGACUCGCGAGAGACUGUACAGCCGUUCAAAGACUAUACACUGAGAGAGGAAGAGAUUGCUCGUUUGCAAGGGCCAGAAGGACAUCGGCGUACGCAAAUAAAAUCCAAACUUCCAAAACGGCUUCGUGGAAGUCCGCUACAGUUAGUGCAGAAGCUUCAGAAACGUAGCCAAACGUGCUCUUAUACCGCAUUACUGAGGCAUUAUUGUCCGCUUAGUGAAACGGGACUUUCCAAGCUCGCUGUGUUGCCAUGCUCCUCAGACGACAAGGGCUCUCAGCAGCUAAUCACCCAGACUUCUCGACCCAGUCAGUCGAAAGCAGAUCAUACGCAGCCUGAAGACUAUGAUAAUCUCGUUUUUCCUGAUUCCACAGCCCCAUCAAUCGAAAUAUCACCCAUAACUUCGACGCGGAAAAUAUGUUUAUUGGACCAUGCAAGUCCAACUUCAUCCGUCUCUGCAUUCUGCCGAGCAACGCUACGGAAGCUGAUUCCACAUGAGUUUUUCGGUCAAGGUGAAGAUGGCGCGUCAAACCUACGAACGAUGAUGAAACAGAUUGAUCGAUUCAUACGGCUAAGCCGUUUCGAAAGCCUCACCCUCCAUGAAGUUUGCAAGGGAUUCAAGAUCACCUGUCUUCGCUGGCUUGAACCGCCAUCUUGUCCAUCCUCACGUGGGCUGAAUAUCUCUCUGUCUGAUCUACGCAAAAGAACCGAAAUUCUUCACGAAUUUGUCUACUAUAUUUUCGACUCCUUGCUAAUACCCCUAAUUCGCACCAAUUUCUACGUCACAGAAUCUCAGGUUCAUAAAAACAGGUUGUUUUAUUUUCGGCACGAUGUAUGGCGGAGCCUGAUUGAAAAGCCGCUAAUUGAUAUGAAGUCUUCAAUGUUUGAGGAAAUCAAACGCGAUAAAGUCAGCCGUGUGCUAGGGUCAAAGAAGCUGUCAUGGAGCGCAGUGAGAUUAUUGCCAAAAGCUACUGGAGUUCGUCCAAUUAUCAACCUUCGACGACGAGUUGCGAAAUAUUAUGGCAGCCAUUCAUUUCUGGGGCCCAGCACCAAUUCAACCAUGACGCCGGUCUUUAAUAUUCUCUCCUACGAAAAGGAUCGCAACCCAGACCUGCUUGGUUCGUCAAUGUUUUCAGUCGGCGAUAUGUACGCCCGCCUAAAAUCCUUCAAAGACCGAUUGAGGCGGCCUGAAAAGGCAAAUCUUCGACAUGAACAACUCUAUUUUGUUAAGCUGGAUAUUCAAUCAUGCUUCGACACCAUUCCUCAGCGCAGCCUUGUAUCACUCAUUGAGAGUCUUGUUACGGAGGAUGUGUAUCAUAUCACUAAACAUGUGGAAAUUAGACCAGGCGAUGGUUCCAAGCACAGAAACGGGUUUAUGCAACGACAAAGAACACAAAAGCCGGCAGCGAGACCAAUUCGAAAAUUUCUCAGCAAAGCGAGGGGGUUGAAAGAGAUACUGAACCCCACCGUCAAUCCUCCUAACGAAGCUAGAAACUUGAAAAGGAACACUAUCCAAGUGGAUACGGCAGCAGCCAAAAACCACCAAAUAAAUACACUGCUUGAUUUAUUGAGUGAACAUAUUCGAAAGAACCUUGUGAAGAUCGGAAAAAAAUACUAUCGCCAAAAGAAUGGAAUUCCUCAGGGUUCAGUGCUGUCCAGUUUGUUGUGUAACUUCUUUUACGGAAAGUUAGAGCAAGAAGUGUUAGGGUUUCUGAAAAAUGACGAUACACUUCUAUUGCGACUCAUUGACGAUUUUCUUCUAAUAACAGCCCAGCCAGAACUUGCCAAAAGGUUCCUGCAGGUCAUGAUGGAUGGUCAACCAGCUUAUGGCAUCACAGUUAACGCUGGGAAGAGCCUUGUGAAUUUCGAAGCAACAAUCAACGGUACAAAGUUGCCUCGAUUAGAGGGAUCCACGUCCUUUCCGUAUUGCGGGAAUCUGAUUGAUACACAUUCGUUGGCAAUACGCAAAGAUCGAGACUACGGCCGCGGUAGGCAGACGAAUGUCGCAGACACGUUGACAGUUGAAUCGAGCAGAAUUCCUGGACAAGCAUUCUACCGCAAAGUUCUCACCUCGUUCAGGCUCCAAACGCAUUCUAUGUUUCUGGACACAGAACACAAUAACUUACGAACAGCGUUAUUGGGUAUAUAUUCGAACUUUGUAGAAACUGCAAUAAAGAUGUAUCGCUACAUCAAGUCAUUAUUGCCACGUUUGCGUCCUUCCCAGGAGCUCGUGCUUGAAACCAUUCGUGAUGUAAUCCAUUUUGCGGUUAAAUUGAUUCAAUCGAAACGACAGCAAGCGUCAAUUUCAUCAACAGCCCCUACAACUGACACCGCCAAAGGCAUGGUUGAAACCGGGCCCAAGUUCAGAUGUGCUGUCUCGCAGGCUCAAGUAGAAUACCUGGGUUCAGCAGCUUUUCGACAUAUUCUGGGUAGGAAACAGACCAAUUUCGUGUCCACACUUCGAGGAUUGCAGAACAUUCAGAACCGCUGUAAACCCCGAAGCGAUAAGGAGGUCAUUCGCAUGCGAUGGAUUAUCCAGGAGGGGAAUAAGAUGUUUGAUAAUUGGAGAUACUAA